CUUACUACUAGUGGAAGUUACACCUAACCACGACUGAAUCAUUCUCAGAAAGUUAUAAUUAUAUAGUCUAUUAUGCAUGGAUAAGAUCCUAUAAAUCUUCAACUUUAAUUAACUCAAUGAAGACUGCUACUUUCAGUGUGCUGAUUACUCUCAGUGCAUUGCUCCCUCUACUGACUGCUCAGGGAGUGGACUUGACCUUGCAAAGAGAAGCAUCUGGGUCCGAUGUUGUCAGAGCAGCAGUGAAUAGAAUCCAAACUGUGCUUGAUUUUGAUCGACAACUUCUCAGGCGAAUUGCUUUUGUUGAAUCGAGAGAUGGAACUGACACGGAUACGUAUCGACCUGGCUACAAUGGAGGCAUAUGGCAGGUGGAUGAAGAUAAGUUUUUAACCACUCAAGCAAAUAGUGCACUGAAUGUUGAGAGACAUGACGCCAUAAGAGAGGCGUUUGACAUUGAUUGGCCAAGUGUGCAGUGGAGGGAUUUGAGGAUUCCCCUCUAUUCGGGAAUAGCAGCGAGACUGUUUCUUUUGAACAUUUCUGAUACGGAACCUAUUCCGUGUGAUAUACCAGGACAGGCUGCUUACUACAACCGAGUCUACUGUGGCUUGACAUGUAACGAAACAGAGCAGCACUUUGUCGAAAGUGUUAACAUAAUCUCGGCAAACAGAAACUUUAAUAGCGACAUUGUGAUGGUCUUGGAUGAAUCUGGCAAUAUUGGGAAGACCAACUUUAACCUGGUGAAACAAUUUGCUGCACAGUAUGUGGGUAGUUUGCAAAUCGGACCGAAUGACAAUCGAGUAGGUGUGAUCACAUUUGGCAGUCAUGCCCGGGAGCAAUUUAGUCUAGACACCCACAGCAACGCUACAUCCUUGAGAAAUGCUGUAACAGAUCUUCCUCAUGCUGGAGGAAACAUCAACAUACAAGAUGCUCUCUGUCAACUUCUCCGAGUUUUCUCAACUGAAGGUCGUACAGAUACCAGUGUGUUUAGAGUAGCCAUGGUCUUAACUGAUGGGCGGUCUACAGUAUACGAUAACAACUGUAGCUAUUCAUCGGUUGCUGAAGCUGCGGCUGCUGUGAGGGCUGCCUCUCCACCUAUUAAUGUGUUUGCAAUUGGAGUCGGGAAAGAUGUUCGGAAUGAAGAUUUGGUAGCCAUUGCCAGUCAAGAACGGUAUAUUGUCCGUAUUGAUAACUUCUCACAGCUGCCAUGUGUUCAAAGUUAUCUAGAGGGACAAAUCUGCAACAUAACAACGACUGUACCAAGAAACACCGGUACCACCAACAAUGGUGAACUGGAUCGUGGGGAGUUAGUCCGAUGGAAAUUCACUAUUUCUGAAUGUGGCAUGUCAUUUAAUCUCACUGUACAAGAAGGAGAAGUCGUUUUGUACGCGUCAACAGAAAUCACAGUGCCAAAUGAGGCCAUUUAUCAGUGGAGAAUUGAAGUUUCAGCCACAUCCAAUUCUUUUAAGGUCAUAAACAUUAUUCCUGCAUUGGAGGACAAUGCUGUCAACUGCAGUUCUGUUACUAAUGUCACUGUGUUUACAACUAUUGUCGGUAUAAACGUUACCAACAUGUUCACUGUAUCUACCAAUGCCCCACAGACUCAGUGUCCUCCUCUACCGGCCAUUCUCAAUGGAUUCAUCACCUACGCUCCUGACAACACACCUGACUAUGAUCUGGGAACUGUGGCUACUUACGCCUGUGACAUUGGGUUUGUUCUAGACCUCUCCCUAGGAGGAUCUGAGAUUAAAACUUGUGCGGACAAUAAUAGACUGGAUACUAUUGGAGCGUUUGAUAACCUUAACCAAACUCUAAGAUGUACCCCCAUUGAGUGCCCUCCUCUACUGGACAUUCCUAAUGGUACGAUCUCCUACUCUCCUGACGUCAGCCCUAAUUUUGAUCUGGGAACUAAUGCAACCUACACUUGUGACGAUGGAUUCUAUAUCAUGGAUGUCACUGAGGCACGAGUUUGUAUGGAUGAAAAUGCUAUGGGAGUGUGGAGUGGUCAGAAGCCUCUUUGUAUCGCUGGCUGUGUAGCGGGUAUACACCAGGAUCAUUCUUGGCCCAACACGGCACUAGGGUCUAUUGCGCUGUCUCCUUGUCCAUGUGCUGAAAUGGGUGUGUUUGCAGGGAAUGUCAGCAGACAGUGCUCUGGGUCAAUCAGUGAGGGAGGUAUGUGGAAGGAUGAGCUUGACCUCAGCAGCUGUGAGACUACACUUUCAGACAUAUCCCAGGAAUUGUGUGAGAUUACACUAGCACUCUCAUCAAAUACAACAACAACAACUCAAGCAUCCAAUCAGAUUGCCAAUAUCACAUCUAAGCCACAAAAUCUGACUACAAAUCAAAUCGCCAUGGUUACUUCAAUAGUAGAGCAACUAACAGGAGAAGCUACUGUCAACCAAGAGGUGAGGGACAACUAUCUUCAAACAAUCAACAAUAUUCAGCUAGCCGAUGCUGAAGCCAUCUAUCAGAGCCAGUUGGCAAUGAAUUCAUCAAUAAGGAUUCUUGCAAGCCUCAAUUCAUUUCUGGACAAUCUCAAUAUUUCAACUGUUUCCAGAAACUCCACAAGCAAUCGGACUGUUUUCAGUUUCGAAACAUUUGCUAUCACAGUGCAAGAUGUAUACCCUGACAGUUUCCAGGGCCAGACAUUUGUUGUUGAUUUAGGACCUGUCGAAGAGGCAAUUAACAAUACUGGCGUUAUCGACCAAGAUGCUCUGAUGAAAUUUAAUGGUGGUAAAGGUAAUACAGCUGAUAACAGAUCAGACAACAAAAACUCAACAGCUUCUCUCCAUUUAAGCCCAUCAAUUCUUGAGGAUUGCCCAGCAACAAAUCGUACCUCGCUUACGCAGAGAUUAAGUUACUCUGUUUUCUUGUCUGGUGUGCUUUUCCUUCCUGAGAACAGAAGUACUAAUCAGGUGGGAUCUAUCGUGGUAGCUGCAAGACUAGCUUGUCUGCAGACCAACAAGACAGUACCAGUACGGACAAGCUUUCUGAUCAGGACGAUGGAUAAUAUCAACAGCAGCAGUUGUGCUGUGUUUAACACUCAAGAUCGGUUUGGAGCUUGGGACACUGCUGGAUGUAAAGAGAUAGCCAGUUCCAAUGGGAGAAAAGAUUGCGAAUGCAGACAAUUGGGCCAUUUUGGAAUACUAUUUGAUUUGAAUCCAACUUCAUUGCCUGAAAAUCUUGCAAUUGCUUUGAGCACCAUCACAUACAUUGGCCUGGGCUUGUCUGUAGUUUGUCUUCUGGUGUUCAUGUUUACCAUUUUUAUCAGCAAGAAGCUACUCGCUGAUAAGCAGAACCAAAUUCUCAUCAACAUGAGUAUUUCACUGAUAUGUCUGUACUUCACCUUCCUCAUUGGAGGGUUCACUGUUGGUGUCCCACCUCUCUGUGGAUUCGUGUCUGCCCUCCUGCAGUACUUCUUCCUAGUGUUUUUCUCCUGGAUGGCUGUAGAAGCUGUCUGGCUCUAUAUCAAACUGGUAGUGGUAAUGGGAUCUGAUUCCCUCACAUCCAAGUUCAUGCUGAAGGCUGGGCUCCCAGCUUGGUUACUCCCCUUCGUGAUUGUAGCCAUAAGUGCGGGGGCAGGCCACCAGCACUACAACAAUCCAUACUACUGUCGUCCUACUGAAUGGCCUUUCUAUUUUGGAUUCAUUCUUCCUUUUGUCAUCAUCUACGUACUCAACUGGAUUGUGUUUGUUGCCAUCAUGGUGUCCAUUUGCAAGCAUUAUGUCAACGGAAACCUCUCACCACUAAAAGAGAGCUCCCAAAGUGAACAGUUCAGCAAUUUUAAGAAGAACUUGACUAUUGCAAUGUGCCUAUCGGUUGUACUUGGCCUGGGUUGGGGCCUUGGACUAGCAUCAACAAGCUCUGGUCUGGUGGAGCUGUCAUUUCCGUUCCAAGUGAUAUUCUCGAUCUUUGUGGGCUCUCAAGGUGUGCUUAUCUUCUUUUUUUAUGGCCUUCGAAGUACUGAUUUUUGCCAGACAUGGAUAAAACUCUUUAAUUGCUCUAAAUCUAACACUGAUAACUUUGUGUCUUUUGAGAAAGGAAGUACUACUCAACGUACGGUUUCUGGCACUGCAGUAGAGGAGUUAUCGAGCAUGUCAAACACAUUGCCGAGAAAACAGUACGCCCAACACAACGAAGAAAAAGAACUAUAGGAACACGAGAUAAAACAAUAGUUGUAUCACUUAUACUUGUUUAUUCCUAUCCUUUUAUGUGUAUAAUCCGAUUGUGAAUGUUGA
Messenger RNA from Halichondria panicea, 4232 nucleotides. RefSeq lists its product as uncharacterized. The record is from RefSeq and is a predicted model, not a curated record. Gene Ontology annotation, biological process: cell surface receptor signaling pathway; adenylate cyclase-activating G protein-coupled receptor signaling pathway. NCBI's taxonomy places the organism in Eukaryota, Metazoa, Porifera, Demospongiae, Suberitida, Halichondriidae. Gene Ontology annotation, molecular function: G protein-coupled receptor activity. The coding region runs from base 117 to 4148 and encodes 1343 amino acids. Gene Ontology annotation, cellular component: plasma membrane. The transcript has 15 exons.